AUGCGUGUUAUUCGUUUUUCUGUCGCUUUUCAACACCAACAACACCUUUCGUUAUCGUCGUCGUCUGUUAAGAAGAAUCAUCGUCAUCGGAUAACGAACAACAACAAGAACAACAACAACGAGAGGAGGAGGAGGAGGAGGAGGAGGACGACGAAAGGGUUUUGGUCUUUGUUUUCGUUCAACGACAACGGCGACAGAACGAAUGAAGACAGAAUAGAUUUUGAGGAGGAAAAGAGGACGAGAGUAAACAACGUAAUUGGAAACCGUUGUUGGCAUUCAUCUCGUCGCCGAAUUGAAUCGAAUCGGGAAUUAGGAAAAGAAGAAGAAGAAGAAGAAGAAGAAGAACAAUCACAUCUCGCGCUAAGAACGACGUUGGCGAUCGCGACGACGAGUUUUUUAUCGUGGCAGUUGUUGUUGUUUUUUCUUCAAAGCGCGCUGUUGCCCGCGCGUGCCAACGCGACCACCAAUACUAGCAAGAACAACAACAACUCGUCCACUACGUUUCGGAUUUUGAAAGGGACGACGAAUAAAAAAUCGAGAGCAAAGCGGAACAGUUUCGUGCGACAAGCGGCGGAAUCGGUCGGACCGUGCGUGGUACGGGUGGACGCGUUGAUGCCUUCGCCUUCUUCAUCGCAGAAGGAACAACAACAACAACAAAAAGAACAACAACAACAGCGGGAAGAUGAAGGUCCGUCGCCGAAGAAGAAGAACGAGGACGAGGACGAAGCCCCGAAACGGAAGAAGAAUAACAGAAACGAGAACGGCAACGAUACUCGUUACGACGAGUGGCAUGCGGGCGGGGGUUGUGGUUUAGUUUUGGACGCGACUUUAGGGCGAGUGGUGACCAACGCGCACGUCGUCGGAGACGCGCAGAAAGUCAGAGUGACGUUCACUGAUGGUCGAACGUACAUCGCGGACGUGAAAGGCGUAGAUCAAACUGCUGAUAUCGCGCUUUUGAAGUUGAAUUUGAGAGCUUCGCACGUGUUGCCGAGUUGCGAUAUUGGGAAUUCAGACGAAGUUGACGUCGGGGAUUGGGCGGUCGCCGUAGGCAAUCCUUUUGGUCUGGACAAUUCGGUUGCUUUAGGAAUAAUAUCAAACUUAGCGAGAACGUCCACGGAGUUGGGCAUACCCGAACGACGAAGCGUGGAAUUCUUCCAAACAGAUUGUGCGAUAAACCCAGGUAAUAGCGGUGGCCCGUUAGUGAACGAGUUUUCCGAGGUUAUCGCCAUCAACGCGGCUAUACGACAAGAUGCCGAUGGUAUUGGAUUCGCGAUUCCAAUCAACACCGUUCGUCGAGUCGCAGAGGCGCUCUCGAGAGGCGAGAUAAUCGCGCGGCCGUACCUGGGAAUAGAAAUGGCCACGUUAUUGGAGGGCGGAACAUCCUCAUCCCCGGCGUCAUCCAUGCAGGCGUCAUCAGGAGACAACAACGCCAAUGCCACCGAUAAUACAACGAAAAACCCGCCUCGCGAAGGCGCGCUCAUCGUCAAGGUCUCCGAUGCCUCCCCAGCUCACCUCGCGGGCGUUCGCAUCGGUGAUGUUAUCAUUGAUUGUAACGGCGAAGCCAUCGUCGACGCGAACCAAGUCCGAAGAAUUGUUCUCGAAGCUGACCCAGGGAAAGUUUUAUCCAUCGUCGUUUGGAGAGUGGAUACGUUCACUUUGGAAACGUUAGACGUCGUCGUCGGCGACGCGAGUUUGGGACGCGUUUCGACCGCGAAGAGUGCCAACAGUAAUUACAAUAACAACGUCCACAGCAAUAACAACAACAACAAAGGAAAAGACUUGGUCAUCGCGCCGCCCGGGAUGGGCGGUAUUCAGCGCCGAGCGUGA
Messenger RNA from Bathycoccus prasinos, 1827 nucleotides. Its product is annotated as 2-alkenal reductase. The transcript has a single exon. Gene Ontology annotation, biological process: proteolysis. Lineage: Eukaryota; Viridiplantae; Chlorophyta; Mamiellophyceae; Mamiellales; Bathycoccaceae. Bases 1 to 1827 code for a protein of 608 amino acids. Gene Ontology annotation, molecular function: protein binding; serine-type endopeptidase activity. The record is from RefSeq and is a predicted model, not a curated record.